Molecule: messenger RNA, 2776 nt
Organism: Orussus abietinus
Lineage: Eukaryota; Metazoa; Arthropoda; Insecta; Hymenoptera; Orussidae
Gene: Suv3
Product: ATP-dependent RNA helicase SUV3 homolog, mitochondrial
Exons: 14
Coding region: 406-2769 (787 amino acids)
Biological process (GO): mitochondrial RNA 3'-end processing; RNA catabolic process
Cellular component (GO): mitochondrial degradosome
Molecular function (GO): RNA helicase activity; hydrolase activity, acting on acid anhydrides; ATP binding
Source: RefSeq, a predicted model, not a curated record
AAGAGUGUUCACGGUCUAUAUUUCAAUUCGUUCCAAGUUAUCUGAGCCGCUAUUGCUUAAAGGUCGCGAAGCGAAACACGUUCACAUUUAACGUAGCAUGCUCCUCAUCGUGCGACCAUUCUGGAAGUUAUAUCCAUGAACAUACGAAUAUAGUUGUAGCAUCUAUCACCAUAUUACUUCGAAAAUCUCCCGCGCAUGCAUUUUCUUCCUAUGAUACCCGUUAUAAGAAACUGACUACUCCUUGGUGUCAAGUCUGUACGAAUUGGUACAGGUUGUGUACGACCGUGGACAUAACCUUAACAAUUUAAGAAACGUUUACGGUUUAAUUGUGAUAUAAUGUUCUGUGUCAUAUAAUUUUAUUACACUGUUUCCCUUUUAAUUGGCAUAAUAUAUUCACUGGAAGAAAUGUUACCGACUAAGCAGUGCAUUUCGUUUGCAAUGAUGCAAAGAAGUUCGUUGAUCAGAUCGUGUUUAUCUAGCAGGUUGCUAAAAUCGAGUACAUGUUUAGCGAUUGCCACUAGACGAAAGAAAAAUACCAGCAAUCCUUCCGUGUCGUCGCUCUUUCAGUCGGUGCCUAUUAAAGCUAAUCCAGAUGAUAUUAAUGUUGGAGCAGAACUCUGUGGGACCUUCCAAAAGUCAGAUUUGUUAAAAUUACUCGUCUUAUUCUCACAGCAAAAGGAAGUAAAGUCAUUAGCAUUGGAAAUGGGUCUAGAUAAUUCUCUCUAUCAAGAAGCUUUUCUCAGCUUUCGACGUUACUGUUUGGAAACGGAAUCUUUACCGGUAGAUCUUCAUGUCGUAAUAAGUGACAUAUUACAAGGUGCUGGACAUAUUGCCGAUUUAUUUCCAUAUUUUCUGAGACACGCCAAACAAAUAUUUCCACACAUUGAAUGUAUAGAUGAUUUAAAACAAAUUAGUGACUUGCGGAGUCCAGCAAAUUGGUAUCCAAUAGCCAGAGCAAAGACCAGAAAAAUCAUAUUCCACGCAGGUCCAACAAAUAGUGGCAAAACGUAUCAUGCUCUUGAACGACUAAUGCAAGCAAAAAGUGGCAUGUACUGUGGCCCUUUGAAACUAUUAGCAACAGAAGUUUUCCAAAAAUGUAAUGCUCAGGGAACUCCUUGUGACUUGAUAACUGGUGAAGAACGUAACUUUGUUAAUGGAGAACAAACGCCUACAAAUCACCUGUCCUGCACCGUUGAAAUGGCCAGUGUAAAUACCGAGUGUGAAGUAGCCGUAAUUGAUGAAAUUCAACUAAUGCGAGAUCCUGGUCGUGGCUGGGCUUGGACCAGAGCUCUGCUUGGAAUUCCUGCGGACGAGAUUCACGUGUGUGGAGAGUCUGCAGCAAUAGACUUAGUACGUUCCGUGUGUCUAACAGCGGGUGAAGAUGUAGAAGUUCGCAACUACAAGAGACUGACGGACUUGACAGUCGAAGACGCCCCUCUCCUUUCUUUGAAGCAUGUACGUCCUGGUGAUUGCAUAGUGUGCUUCAGCAAAAAUGAUAUUUACGCAGUGUCGCGUGAAUUAGAAGCCAACGGAAUAGAAAUUGCGGUGAUCUAUGGUAGUUUACCGCCAAACACCAAAUUGGCUCAAGCUUCAAAGUUCAACGACAUCCAUAAUUCCUGCAACGUAUUAGUGGCAACGGAUGCUAUUGGAAUGGGAUUAAAUUUGCACAUACGGAGGAUUAUUUUUUACUCUUUAAUUAAACCUACUGUUAAUGACAAAGGAGAUAAGGAAAUGGAUACGAUAUCUGUGUCAUCAGCUUUGCAGAUCGCUGGCCGGGCUGGUCGGUAUGGAACCCAAUGGGAAAAUGGCUAUGUAACAACAUUUAAGGGACAAGACUUGACAACGUUAAGACAUUUGCUUAGUCAAACACCUGAAUCUUUGACAAAGGCUGGAUUGCACCCAACGGCUGAUCAGAUAGAAUUAUACGCUUAUCAUUUGCCAAAGUCUACCUUGUCGAAUCUAAUGGAUAUCUUUGUUUCACUGUGCAAAGUGGACGAUUCAUUGUACUUUAUGUGCAAUAUAGAGGACUUUAAAUUUUUAGCUGAUAUGAUACAACAUGUCCCUCUUCCACUGCGGGCUAGAUACGUUUUCUGUUGUGCUCCUAUUAAUAGACGAAUGCCUUUUGUAUGCACAAUGUUUCUGAAGUUCACACGACAAUACAGCAAAAACGAGCCAAUCACGUUUCACUAUCUAUGCCAACACAUUGGGUGGCCAUUCGCGUCGCCUAAGACGAUACUGGAUCUGGUCCACUUAGAGGCUGUCUUCGAUGUAUUGGACAUAUACCUUUGGUUAAGUUAUCGAUUCAUGGAUCUGUUCCCCGAUGCCGAAAUGGUCAGAGACAUGCAGAAAGAACUGGAUGCUUUAAUACAAAAUUGUAUAAUCCAACUGACGAGAUUGCUCCAACGUUCCGAAACAGGUGUCAGCAGUGGUGUAGCUGCAGUUUCUGAUGAGGACAACUUUGAACAGCACACGAGAAAGCAAUCAUACUUCCGAGGACAAGAAUCUAACACAGUAGGCAAUGGUAAGCUGACAGAGAGAUUAUUGGCCCAAGGCUUACUCACACCAAAUAUGCUCCAAGAACUGCGGCGAGAAUGGGUCGAAGUAAGUAUACAUAGAAUUAAAGUAUUAACUUACAAACGCAUACAUUUACGACAUUCUACAGAAUUAUGGAUUAAUAUUUGUAGGGCAAUCACGGGGAGUCAAAGUUUACGAAAAAGCCAAGGAGAAUUUUCAAGCCAAAAUAAAUGUAAUUGGAAAAUAACAGUGUAGUAAUUGA